Ambispora gerdemannii is the source of this 279-nucleotide messenger RNA. Lineage: Eukaryota; Fungi; Glomeromycota; Glomeromycetes; Archaeosporales; Ambisporaceae. The record is from the annotation of a GenBank genome assembly.
AUGGUUAAAAAUCGAACCACUGGCAAACGAUACAUGAGAGCAAUAGAAGCUGGAUUACAUGUAAUUGGGAGGCGAGUAGGUUUUGCAAACAAUGUGCAAGUAAUCUGGCUUAUAGAAUGCUUCGAUGAAAGAGUACGAGCAUAUUCUGAUCUUCUUAGGAGAGAAGCGAAAGGCAUAACUGAUUUUACUCUCCGUCUCAGUUAUCAACAUGGCCGACCAUUCGACAUUAUACUUGAUGAAAAUCAACUCUAUCGGAACUUUCAACCAAUAUAUCAGUAA